CAUCACCAGUUCACCAUGGCCACCCCACCAGCCCAUAUGAUUCGUACUUUGAUUUUUCCCUUUCUCUGUUGGCAGCUACUCUUUGCCCCCGGACCAUGCUGCCGGGUUUUAACCCACGCUGCCGGCGGCGAGUGGCAGCUCUUGCUCAAGAAUAUUGGCAUUACAGCCAUGCACAUGCAGCUCCUUCACAAUGACCGUGUCGUCAUCUUUGAUCGCACUGAUUUUGGGAAAUCAAACCUUUCCUUGCCCGAUGGGAAAUGUCGGAAUGAUCCAAACGACACCGUAUUGCCCAUUGACUGCACUGCACACUCUGUUGAAUAUGACGUCGCAACUAACUCUAUACGUGCCCUUAUGGUUCAAACCGAUGUGUGGUGUUCAUCAGGGGCUGUCAUGUCUAAUGGUAACUUGAUCCAAACCGGUGGCUUCAACGACGGUGACCGUGUGGUUAGGAUUUUCAAGCCGUGUUCUUCCUGCGACUGGGAAGAAAUUCCAUUUGGACUGGCUGCGCGGCGAUGGUACGCGACUAAUCAUAUAUUACCCGACGACCGGCAAAUUGUAAUCGGGGGCAGAAGGCAAUUCAACUACGAGUUUUAUCCCAAGACCGGCGCUGCUAGCAAUGCGUACAGUUUACCAUUCCUAGCACAAACCAACGACCGCGGUAUAGAGAACAAUCUCUAUCCAUUUGUUUAUCUUCAUACCGAUGGAAAUUUAUUUAUUUUUUCUAAUAAUCGAGCUAUCUUGUUCGAUUACGCCAAAAAUGUCGUGGUGAAGACGUUCCCAACAAUUCCCGGAGGCGAUCCUCGGUGUUAUCCGAGCACUGGGUCUGCAGUCAUGCUGCCACUGAACUUACAAGCAUCAUCCAUCGAAGUCGAGGUUCUGGUGUGUGGAGGUGCACCCACUGGAUCCUACACCCAAGCCUCAAAGAGUAAUUUCGUCGGUGCUCUUAAAACUUGUGCGAGAAUCAAAAUCACGGACAGUUCGCCGCAGUGGGUCAUGGAGACAAUGCCUCUGGCUAGGGUCAUGGGCGACAUGACACUGCUCCCAAACGGCGACGUUUUGAUCAUCAACGGCGCGUCCGCGGGGACUGCCGGAUGGGAGAACGGUCGAGACCCGGUUCUGAAACCGGUUCUUUACAAACCCGAUAAACCAACCGGGUCGCGGUUCGAGGUAAUGAACCCGACCACCAUUCCCCGGAUGUACCACUCCACGGCGAUUCUUCUCCGGGACGGUCGUGUUCUCGUUGGGGGAAGCAAUCCUCACAUUUAUUACAAAUUCACCGGCGUGCUUUAUCCCACAGAGCUGCGCUUGGAGGCAUUCUCGCCGGAGUAUUUAGAUUCUGGAUUCAAGAAUCUGCGGCCAACCAUUAUAUCUCCCACUUCUCAAGCUAAAAUCGGGUACGGGAAAGACUUAACGGUUCGGUUUUCUGUGACGGGAACUUUGGAUCCAGAUACGGUGUCAGUAACAAUGCUGGCACCUUCAUUUACCACACACUCAUUGUCAAUGAACCAGAGACUGCUGGUGCUUGGAAGUGGGAAUGUGAAAAAUGCGGAGAAAUCGACCUUCUCCAUUGCCGUUACCACACCGGCUUCGGCCAUUCUUGCUCCAUCGGGAUAUUAUAUUCUAUUUGUGGUUCAUCAAGGUAUUCCCAGUGAGGGCAUUUGGGUCCAAAUUCAGUGAUUUUUUUUUUUUUUUUGGCGGGGGGUUAACAGUCAAAAAAAAAAAAAGAAAAGAAAAAGAAAAAGAAAAGGGAUUAUUAUACGUUGAAUAUUUAAAUUUGUGAAAUAAAAUAAAGCCACUAUGCAUUAAAAAUGAUGCAUUCAUAGAGUGGUCCAAUCGACUAUGUCUUACAGCAAGGUAUGGAAUUUUACAAAUAUUUUGUAAUUUUA
This is a messenger RNA of Vitis riparia (riverbank grape), 1886 nucleotides long. Its product is annotated as aldehyde oxidase GLOX-like. The transcript has a single exon. The coding region runs from base 16 to 1677 and encodes 553 amino acids. The record is from RefSeq and is a predicted model, not a curated record. Lineage: Eukaryota; Viridiplantae; Streptophyta; Magnoliopsida; Vitales; Vitaceae.